Messenger RNA from Rotaria sordida, 843 nucleotides. The record is from the annotation of a GenBank genome assembly. NCBI's taxonomy places the organism in Eukaryota, Metazoa, Rotifera, Eurotatoria, Philodinida, Philodinidae.
AUGACAUCGGAAUCAGAACUUGAACUAUGUCUGUAUUCAAAUGAAACAGGUUUCAUUGGAAAACUUUCAUUAACUACAUCGGAUGAAACUCUUCUCUCGAAGUUAAAGGUUGCAACGAUAGUUGUUCUUGAUCGUUCUGGUUCGAUGGGUAAUUUUGUUAGCCGAUUUGUCAAUCGAAUUUUACCGCGAAUCUUCAAAACUUUGGACUAUGCUAACGAUCAAAUUAUUACAUUAAUUACAUUUAACGAUAAUGCAAAUAAGUAUACUAUACCAGUUAAAGAGCUACCUAAGUUCAAGAUUCAAUCUCAAGGUUGUACUUAUAUGGCACUAGCCAUUUCAAUACUAAUUCAAACUAUUCUAAUUGAAUUACCAACAGACUGUCAUGCUCUACGAUUGUUAACAAUAUCGGAUGGUGAUGUAGCUGAUCAAGAUCGAGUUCAAAUAGAAGCAACUCAAUUGACUUCAUUGAUCAAAAAUGAUUUUAUCAUUAAUUCGCAAGCUGUUCGACUAUUUAUCUCUACAGCUCAGCCUGAUACAAGAGCAGUUUCAAAUUUAAAAGCAAACCUAAGUAGUGAAGAAAUUUCGACAACAGUUGUCAAUUUAUUUUCUAGUGAUAGUCUUAAUCGACGUGCAUUAUUCAAAUCGGCCGAACCAAUAUUGAAAAGUACACCAUGGCAAAUGAACGAUUCAGACGCAAUCUCUUUGACACUCGGUGAAAAUUUAUUCUGGUUAAGCAAAUUAUCAACAGACAAAUUAACUAUUGCUCAACAAGCUGAGUAUUUACGUACAAUGGAUAUAUCAUCGAAGAAUGCACGCGGUUUAGCACGACGUGCUAUUGCAUAA